This is a messenger RNA of Solanum lycopersicum (tomato), 1361 nucleotides long. RefSeq names its product pyridoxal 5'-phosphate synthase-like subunit PDX1.2. The record is from RefSeq and is a predicted model, not a curated record. Lineage: Eukaryota; Viridiplantae; Streptophyta; Magnoliopsida; Solanales; Solanaceae. Gene Ontology annotation, molecular function: amine-lyase activity. Gene Ontology annotation, biological process: amino acid metabolic process; pyridoxine biosynthetic process; pyridoxal 5'-phosphate biosynthetic process.
AUUUGAUCCGGUGUAAUCGAAACCAUCCGAACUUUCUUACAAAAAACACGCAGACACCUCCUAGCAGUUUCUAGAACAAACUAAAUCUCACCGCCCCAUUCCAAUUCUCCCACCGGACUUCUCUUUAUAUAUCAUUCUUCACAAUCAUUUCUCCACCAACGUAUUCCAAUCUCGCCGGCGUAGUUUUACUGUUUUGAGAAUUUGUUAUCUGCUUUUGGUUCAGGCAUUUUCAGAAACAGUUUGCAAAAUGGAAGAAGACGGUGCCGUUACAGUGUACAGUGGCAGCGCCAUAACUGAUACCAAGAAGAAUUCGUUUUCGAUCAAAGUUGGAAUUGCUCAAAUGCUUAGAGGAGGAGCGAUUGCGGAAGUCACCACCGUCAACCAAGCGAAGAUUGCCGAGUCGGCCGGAGUUUGUUGUCUUGUAGUUUCGGAGCCUAAAGGACCCGGAAUCUCGCGUAUGCCCGACCCGUCUCUAAUCAAGGAAAUCAAGCAGGCAGUUGCGCUUCCUGUAAUGGCUAAAGCCCGUGUCGGUCAUUUUGUUGAAGCCCAGAUCCUUGAAGCUAUUGGAGUUGAUUAUAUAGAUGAGAGCGAGAUUUUAGCCCUCGCCGACGAAGAUCAUUUCGUCAACAAACACAAUUUCAGGGCACCUUUUGUCUGUGGAUGUCGAGAUCUUGGAGAAGCGUUAAGGAGAGUCAGAGAAGGCGCUGCCAUGGUUAGGACCCAAGGGGAUCUAGCGGGUACGGGCAGUAUUGUUGAUACAGUCCACAAUGUGAGGAAAGUGAUGGGAGAUAUUAGAAUUCUAUCAAACAUGGAUGAUGAUGAGGUCUUCACUUUCUCUAAGAAGAUCGGUGCCCCUUAUGAUAUUGUUGCGCAGACGAAGCAGAUGGGUAGGCUCCCUGUGGUUCAUUUUGCUGCUGGUGGAAUUGUCACGCCUGCAGAUGCAGCGCUCAUGAUGCAGCUGGGUUGUGAUGGUGUGUUUGUUGGUUCGGAUAUAUUCAAUUGCUCUGAUCCUUACAAGAAAGUAAGGGCAAUUGUGCAGGCUGUCAGGAACUAUAACGAUCCCCAUAUUUUGGCCGCGGCUAGCAGUGGUUUGGAGGAAGCAAUGGGUGGUCUAAAUCUGAACGAAAACAGGGUCGAGCGAUUUGUUAGCGAUGAGAACUACUGAUGAGAUCAAGAUGAGUCUGUUUUUGUGUCUGUUGUUGAUCAUAGUAUCAUGUAUUUUGCAGUUCAGCUUUUGUGAACAUUAUCUUUUCUUGAUUUUGCUUUAGCAAUAACUUGAUGAUGAGUUUAACAUACCGUGUUUUACGCUUGUUUACAUGCUUGUGGCACCAGAAGAAAAUGGCAACAUUGACUUGAAAUGA